ACGACAUAUCAAAUUUCUGUUUUCUCAGUUCUCAUCAAUUUCUCAUAGUUCAGUGCGAAUGUGCAUGCACUUCUGUUUAUCAUCUUCCCGCGCCUUCUCUAAACCAAAUUGAAACUAUGAAACAGUAAAUUAGUAUUUUCAAAAUCUUUAAAAUACUUUUCUAUAUUCCCCUUUGAUUUUUAAUCUCAAUAUUAAUGAUAAUCCUCUCAGCAAGCAAAAUCUUGAAAUUUUCAACCAAAACUCAGCGUCUUUACACUUCUUCAACUCCUAAUUUCAUUGACUUAUUUCAGCUUUCAAUUGAAUCUCAAUCUCUCAAAUAUACCAAACAAUUACACUCCCAAAUUAUUCAACUUGGACUUGACCAAAAUUCUGUUAUAGCAACUAAACUCAUCUCCUCAUACUUUGCAUGCCAAAACCCAGUUGACUCUCAGCUUGUUUUUGACACUUUUGAACACAAAAGUUUAUAUCUUUGGAACAUUUUGAUUAAUGGGUAUGCUAAAAAUAAGUUCUUUGGACAAAGUAUUAAGCUUUUCAAUCAAAUGUGUAGAAGUGAAGUCACUCCUGAUGAGUUUACCAUUUCGGGUAUAGUGAAAAUUUUGGGUGAAUUAGGGGAUAUUGUUUCUGCGAAAAUUGUUCAUGGGAAGUGUGUGAGAAAUGGGGUUGUUUUAGAUACUGUUGUUGCUAAUUCUUUCAUGUCUUUGUACAGCAAAUGUGGGGUUUUUCAAGAUUGUUUGAAGGUGUUUGAUGAAAUGCCGCAGAGGAAUAUUUCGUCAUUUAAUGUUGUAAUUUCAGGAUAUACGGGUGAAAAUGAGAGAGUUUUCGAUGAUAAGUUAUGGGAUUUUGUGAAGGAUAUGCAGAUUGAAGGUUGGAAAUUUGAUGCAUUUACGGUUUCAACACUUCUUUCUUUGUGUGGAGAGGUGAAGAAGUACUGGCACUAUGGGAAAGAGCUGCAUUGCUAUAUUGUGAAGAGUGGAUUGGAUUCAGAUUUCGUUGUUUGUUCUGAUGUUCACUUAGGAUGUUGUUUGAUUGAUAUGUAUUCGAAAAGUUUCAGGGUUGAAUUGGCGAGGCGGAUUUUUGAUAGGUUGAAGCAUAGAAAUGUUUUUGCUUGGACAGCAAUGAUCAAUGGCUAUGUGCUGAAUGGGAAUUUUGAUGAAGCUUUGGUACUCUUUAAAGACAUGCAAGUGGAAGGAGUAGAACCCAAUAAGGUUUCGCUUAUUAGUAUCCUACCUGCUUGUUGUUCAUUUGAUCGUUCGAAAGGUGGAAAACAGAUUCAUGCAUUUUCAACUAGGAGAGGAUUGAAUCAUGAAGUGUCUUUGUGUAAUGCUUUAAUCGAUAUGUAUUCUAAGUCCGGAUCUUUGAGUUGUGCACGACGAGUGUUUGAAUAUCAUUGUGUUACUAAGGAUACAAUAUCGUGGAGUUCAAUGAUUUCUGCGUACUCCUCACAUGGGAAUGGUCGGGGUGCUAUCAUUUUGUAUGAGAAAAUGCUUCAAAAUGGGAUCAAAUCUGAUAUGAUUACAGUUGUUGGAGUUCUCUCUGCUUGUGCUAGGUCAGGAUUGGUCGAUGAGGGCAUCCGGAUAUAUGAUUCUGCUCUAAAUGAUUAUGAUUUAGAACCAACUUUGGAGAUGUGUGCAUGUAUCGUGGAUAUGUUGGGUAAAGCAGGCCAGUUCGAUAGAGCAUUGGAUUUCAUCAAAUCUAUGCCUGUGAAACCAGGUCCUAGUAUAUGGGGUGCACUUGUGAAUGCCUCUGCAAUUCAUGGAAAUAGUGAGGUGCAAAAUUUAGCAUACAGGUUUCUUAUUCAGAUGGAACCUGAGAACCCCUCAAAUUAUGUGUCCCUUUCAAAUUUAUAUGCUUCUUCACAUAGAUGGGAUGUUGUUGCUCGGGUAAGAACAAUGAUGAAAGACAAAGGGCUGAAGAAGUUUCCUGGUUGUAGUUGGAUUAGCAUUAACACUGAAACGCAUAGCUUCCACGUUGCUGACAAGUCUCAUCCUUGUUCUGUUGUGAUUUAUGAGAUGCUAGAUCAGCUCAUCUUAGCGAUGAAGCGAGAUGAUUCUUGCAUUGGCUUUGAAGAUACUGUGAAGGUGCAUGAAUGAUCAGAAUUGAUUAAGUUACUACAGUUAACAAGCAAGUGGAAUAGGUGAUUUAUGCCUUUUACAUAUUAUAGAUGGAUCAUGACGUAAACCUCUUUCAACCACUUUGACAAGAAAGUUCAUCUGAAUAUCCGGGCAACAAUUGAAAUAAUAUCCACUUCUUUAUAUCGUGGAAGAACCUACUUUGUUGGGGUUUGCUUCAACCGACGAACAUCGAUAGCUUUUAAUCUCUGUCACAAGGAAGAUUGUUGUCUGAAAUUCCAAUUAGGGUAAUCUAUGGCUUCAAAAUAUUUUAACCUAAGGUGGAAAAUUGGAGGGGUGAUGGUGAGUGAGGUGGGGCAUGUUUAUAUUGGGGGUAGGACAGAACAUGUUUUCAAUGUUGAUGAGGAUCAUUUGUCAAUUCCUGAACCGGUAGAUUAUGCUAGGAGAUUUGAAAUUACUAAGUUAGGAAAGACCUUUGUGGUUCCAUCUAAGGGGGUAAUUUGGUUGAAUUGAAAAAUGAUAGGUAGAUAUAUGGCCUUUCACUAUUGUUGUAUGAUGGGGACAAAAUAGACAUUUAUGUGGGUGGAGACAAAAUUAUAGAGGAAGGGGGUCCUACUGGUUUGUUUGGUAGUCAAAUAAUAAGUAUAGAUGCCAAUUUAAGUAUAGUGGGUGAGCCUUUUAAUGCAUUUGUCAGGAUUGAAAGAGGCAGCAGGGAAUCUAAUUGUCUUCUUGCUCCAUCUACUGUUGCUUUAAAUGUUGGGGUGGGUGAACAAGAUGUAGAUGUGAAUGCAUAUGGGUAUUCUUCAAUAUACUGGACAGAUACAUGUGAAGAAGAAGCUGCACAAGACCUGGCUAUUGUAGAGCACACUGCACAAUACCUAGCUAUUGUACAACAAUCUGCAGGUAGUGAAGAAGAAUCCGAAGAUGAUAUUGCAGGAAAUGAUGGUGAUGGUGCUGAAUCUGACCAGUCUAUAGAUUAUGGAAGUGACGUGCAUGAGGAGUUAAGGAUUCUGAAGCAAGAUGUGAAGCAAUUCAAGAAACAAAUAGGAGGGGCAAAAAAAGUAAGAAGGGAAAAGGUGGUGGUUAUCUAGCACAUGUGUGGUUAAGUUGAUAGAUACAGAAGAUGGGAAGAAACAGUUCAACUCUUUCUACAUUUGCUUUGAUGCUAUGAAAAGGGGAUUCUAGCAGGGUUAUAGAAAAUGUAUAGGUCUGGAUGGGUGCUUUCUUAAGGGAAUUUGCAAGGGUCAGCUCCUAGUAGAUGUUGCCAAAGAUGGAAACAACCAAAUGUUUCCAGUGGUGUGGGCAGUAGUUACCCAGGAAAAAAAGAGACACGGAGAUAGUUCCUUAAGAUUUUGCAAGAAGACAUUCACUUGGGAGAUGAUUCACAGAUCACUAUCAUUAGUGACAUGCAAAAGGUAAGUCUUUAUCUAUUGUAGUUUUAUAUUGAAUGUGCAUUUUAUUACUAUUAUUAUGUUUCUAACUACAUGUUCUUUGUUCUUGAAUGACAGAGAUUGAUAUAGUUUGCUGGUAAAAUAUUAACUUUUAAGUUAUUUAUGCCCCUGGUAAUUCAUAUAGCUCACUAAUUGUAGUUAUGUUUUAUGUACUAGUUUGCUGAAUCACACUAAUCCUCAACUGUUAAUCCAAAGAAGAGAAAUAAAAGUGAUUAUGGUGCAAGCAGUAAAGGUAAAGAGGCCAUAAAUGGUUACAAGAAACCAAGGGUUGUGGGACAUGGUGUAUUUGUUUCGCAAAGUGGAUAUACUAGUAUUAAUCAAGGGUCGCCUAGCAGCAGAACAAGUAAAACUCCAUCUGUUGCUGUGAUCAAUUCAGCACAUGUGACUGGUAACAUUGGUCACCAACCAACCAAAGGGCUUAAAUGGAAAGGCAAGAUAACUAUAACUCAAAGACAACUCCAAGUCCAAAGUGCACAACAUCGCAUCACUACUAGAUCAAGGGUAGCUAGAAUUCAAACAAGGGCAGAAGUCAAGGGAAAAUCUCCCUCCAAGAUCCCAUCUUAAAUAUGUUUUUGUUGGCAGUCUUAACUUUUGUUGUGGUAUCUUUGAAACUGGUAUUGUGUUAUUGGCAGUUGUAUCUUUUGAAACUGCUAUUGUGUUGGCAAUCAUAUCUUUUGAAACUGGUAUUGUGUUUUGGAAUGUAUUUAAAGCAGCAGUUGAAACUGGUACUCACUAUAUUGUUGCUCUUUGAAUGCUGAUGAAGAACAUUUAACAGUUAA
Molecule: messenger RNA, 4299 nt
Organism: Nicotiana tabacum (common tobacco)
Lineage: Eukaryota; Viridiplantae; Streptophyta; Magnoliopsida; Solanales; Solanaceae
Source: RefSeq, a predicted model, not a curated record